AGGCAGUCGCCGUCUUCUCUGCACGCGCCCUGCUGAGGCUUGGCAGGAUGGAGCCGACGCCGGCACAGGCGAGGAGCAGCGAUGCCUUGCAGAGGAGUCCCAAUGCAGGGACGCCUCAACCUUGCGCGGAUCCUAAAGCUGGCACAGGCCAGGACGAAGCGCCGCCGCAGCUCUUCUUAAUUCAAGGUGGAGCUUUUCUUGCUACUGUUGCUUCUGCAGGAAUUCUAGCGGGUUUUGGUACCACACUUGCCAUGGCCAAAAAGAAAAAUCCGAACUGGUUCAAUAAGGGUAUAGUUGCUACAGCUGCAUUACCAGAGAGUGGUGCAUCACUUGCCUUACGAGCCCUAGGAUGGGGUACACUGUAUGCCUGGUGUGGAGUGGGCCUGAUCAGUUUUGCUGUCUGGAAGGCUUUGGGUGUUCACAGUAUAAAUGAAUUACGGAACAAAAUCCAAUCUAUAUUUCCAUCAGUUCCCCAAAAUGCAGCACACCCACUUGAAUGGGAGGACAUUCUGAAAUCCAAGUGACUGGCACAUGGAGGCACUCAGAUCAAAUUGCUGAGGACUGAAGUACUGUACCUAUGAAAAUGUGCUGCUAUGAAGAAUGGAAAAGAAUCGCAGUCAGUUGCACAGACCACAAGAUCUUCGUUUACUCAAGCUAAAAUUUGUUCUUUGGUUUUGGUUACUACAUCAGCUUGUGGUAUGAGCUAUAACAAUGUAAACCAGUAUGAAGAAAUGAGCUCAGUAAGUUUCAGCAAAAAGGCAAAUCUCAGUGGUAAAUACAAUUAUUAUAAUUUGUG
This is a messenger RNA of Sphaerodactylus townsendi, 796 nucleotides long. It is a transcript of the gene TMEM242, whose product is annotated as transmembrane protein 242. The coding region runs from base 48 to 524 and encodes 158 amino acids. NCBI's taxonomy places the organism in Eukaryota, Metazoa, Chordata, Lepidosauria, Squamata, Sphaerodactylidae. The record is from RefSeq and is a predicted model, not a curated record. The transcript is spliced from 4 exons.